Myotis daubentonii (Daubenton's bat) is the source of this 2721-nucleotide messenger RNA. It is a transcript of the gene ALDH1B1, whose product is annotated as aldehyde dehydrogenase 1 family member B1. Gene Ontology annotation, molecular function: oxidoreductase activity, acting on the aldehyde or oxo group of donors, NAD or NADP as acceptor. NCBI's taxonomy places the organism in Eukaryota, Metazoa, Chordata, Mammalia, Chiroptera, Vespertilionidae. The record is from RefSeq and is a predicted model, not a curated record.
AGGCGGAGCCUCAUUGGCCGCUGAGCCUCUGGGCUGCGCGGGGGCGGGGCCUGUGGCGAACCCCAGGCCGGAGGCAGGACAACCCGGGAGAGCCCCAACCCGCGCCUGAGCGUGAGCCCGAACCUGCGGCAGAGUAGUCAGCAUGCUGCGCUUCCUGGUGCCCCGGCUGCUCUGCCUCCGAGGCAGGACUGCCCCGUACUCCUCAGCAGCAGCCCUUCCUAGCCCCAUCCAGAACCCAGACAUUCGCUACAGCCAGCUAUUCAUCAACAACGAGUGGCAAGAUGCAGUCAGCAAGAAGACCUUCCCAACAGUCAACCCCUCUACGGGAGAGGUCAUCGGCCAUGUGGCCGAAGGGGACCGAGCCGAUGUGGAUCGGGCAGUGAAAGCAGCUCGCGAGGCCUUCCGCCUGGGGUCUCCAUGGCGCCGGAUGGAUGCCUCUGAGCGGGGCCGGCUGCUGAACCGCCUGGCUGACCUAGUGGAGCGGGAUCGUGUCUACUUGGCCUCACUGGAGACCUUGGACAACGGGAAGCCUUUCCAGGAGUCUUACGUCUUGGACCUGGAUGAGGUCAUCAAGGUGUACCGGUACUUUGCCGGCUGGGCUGACAAGUGGCACGGCAAGACCAUCCCCAUGGACGGUGAGCAUUUCUGCUUCACCCGGCAUGAGCCCGUGGGUGUCUGUGGCCAGAUAAUCCCGUGGAACUUCCCCUUGGCCAUGCAGGGCUGGAAACUCGCCCCGGCACUUGCCACUGGCAACACCGUGGUCAUGAAGGUUGCAGAGCAGACCCCCCUUUCUGCCCUGUACUUGGCCUCCCUCAUCAAGGAGGCAGGCUUCCCCCCUGGGGUGGUGAACAUCAUCACAGGCUAUGGCCCAACAGCAGGAGCGGCCGUGGCCCAGCACAUGGAUAUUGACAAAGUUGCUUUUACUGGCUCGACCGAGGUGGGCCACCUGAUCCAGAAGGCAGCUGGAGAUUCCAACCUCAAGAGAGUCACCUUAGAGCUGGGCGGGAAGAGCCCCAGCAUCGUGUUGGCGGACGCUGACCUGGGCCACGCCGUGGAGCAGUGCCACGAAGCCCUCUUCUUCAACAUGGGCCAGUGCUGCUGUGCAGGGUCCCGGACCUUCGUCGAAGAAUCCAUCUAUGAUGAGUUUCUUGAGAGAACAGUGGAGAAAGCUAAGCAGAGGAAAGUUGGGAACCCCUUUGAGCUGGACACCCAGCAGGGGCCCCAGGUGGACAAGGAGCAGUUUGAGCGGAUCCUGGGCUACAUCCGGGUUGGCCAGAAGGAGGGGGCAAAACUUCUCUGCGGUGGGGAGCGUUUUGGGGAGCGGGGUUUCUUCAUCAAGCCCACCGUCUUUGGUGGUGUGCAAGAUGACAUGAGGAUUGCCAAGGAGGAGAUCUUUGGGCCUGUGCAGCCCCUGUUCAAAUUCAAGAAAAUUGAGGAGGUGAUCGAGAGGGCCAACAACACCAGGUACGGCUUGGCUGCCGCUGUGUUCACACGGGACCUAGACAAGGCCAUGUACUUCACACAGGCACUCCAAGCGGGGACGGUGUGGGUAAACACCUACAACAUUGUCACUUGCCACACGCCGUUUGGAGGCUUUAAGGAGUCCGGUAAUGGGAGGGAGCUGGGGGAGGACGGGCUUAAGGCCUACACAGAGGUGAAGACAGUCACCAUCAAGGUUCCACAGAAGAAUUCGUAAGAACGUCCACCCUGAAGACCCAGCUCCAGUCCAAGAAUUCCACCACCGUCUACCCAGUGGUCGCCAACAACUUUUUCGUCAUGGACCCCCUCUGUUUGCUCCAAAUGAACAUUUAGAACCUCAACAAAUGAAAUAAUUAGAAUCAGAGCUGCUCUGGUUAAAGCAGGGAUGGGACUGGGCUCAGAGUCCUGUCCACCUGCGCCCCAACCCCAGCCGCCUUGGAGGCCCUGUGCUGCUUCCAUGAAACCGUAAGAACCCCUGGAAGAUAGAAAAACUAAAAACCACUGAUCUGGACCUUAGUUCUUCCUGCUGACCCAGGGCUUUCUAAUAGUUAACCUGCGGGCUUAGUGGGUGGGCUCCCCUCAGACAUGGGAUUAGAAGGCAUUGGGAGUUUUGAUAGGGGUCAGAUUUUGGCCCCAUUCUUCAUUGACUUAACCUAAAAAUCAGGGGUGCUUUUCCUUUUCUAAGUACCAGUUUUUUACUAUUUUGCUUGCUUGGCCUUCAUUUUCCUUAAUUUGAGGGAAGGAACGGGCAAAGAAUGAAUGUACAUAAGCGUUCCUUUAAAAUAAAUGAAAACAACCCAAAUGUCCAUCAGCUACUGAGUGAAUAAGCAAAAUGUUUCCAUGGAAUAGCCCUUGUACUUUUCAGCCAUAAAAAGGAGUGAAGUACUGGCACACGCUGCAGCAUGGAUAACCCUUGAAAACAUGCUGAGUGAAAGGACAUACAAGGCCACAUAGAGUAUGUUGCCAUUUAGAUGAAACACCCAGAAUAGGCAAAUCCAUAGAGACAGAAAGCGGUUUAGUGGUUGCGAGGGGGUGGGGGAGGGGGAAUGGGGAGCAACUGCUAAUGGGUAUGAGAAUUUCCAGGGGAGGUUUUAAAAUAUUGUGGAAUUGGAUAGUGGUGAUGGUUGCACAACUUUGUGAAUAUACUAAAAAGCCCUGAAUUGCAUACUUUGAAAGGGUGAAUUUAAUGUGAAUUUAUUUCAAUUAGAAGUUAAAUAAACUCAUACCUUCCGUUUGCAAAUA